Mercenaria mercenaria is the source of this 13088-nucleotide messenger RNA. RefSeq lists its product as uncharacterized. NCBI's taxonomy places the organism in Eukaryota, Metazoa, Mollusca, Bivalvia, Venerida, Veneridae. The transcript is spliced from 13 exons. The coding region runs from base 1159 to 8895 and encodes 2578 amino acids. The record is from RefSeq and is a predicted model, not a curated record.
ACAUUGCCAAAUGAGAUAGCCGUACUGUCACCAUCAUUUACCGGACUGGAGGUUUCAGGGCAAUACGAGACAUCUUCAGGAACAGCGACAGCAGCAGCAUUAAGUGCUAUAUCGCCGUCAUUUUCUGAACUAAACACUUCCGAACAACACAUCACAUCUUCAAACACAUUGCCAAAUGAGAUAGCCGGACUGUCACCAUCAUUUACCGGACUGGAGGUUUCAGGGCAAUACGAGACAUCUUCAGGAACAGCGACAGCAGCAGCAUUAAGUGCUAUAUCGCCGUCAUUUUCUGAACCAAACACUUCCGAACAACACAUCACAUCUUCAAACACAUUGCCAAAUGAGAUAGCUGGACUGUCACCAACAUUUACCGGACUAAAGGUUUCAGGGCAAUACGAGACAUCUUCAGAAACAGUGACAGCAGCAGCAUUAAGUGCUAUAUCGCCGUCUUUUUCUGAACUAAACACUUCCGAACAACAUAUCACAUCUUCAAACAUUUCGCCAAAUGAGGUAGCCGGACUGUCACCAACAUUUACCGGACUAAAGGUUUCAGGGCAAUACGAGACAUCUUCAGAAAAAGUGACAGCAUCAGCAUUAAAUGUUAUAUUGCCGUCAUUUUCUGAACCAAACACUUCCGAACAACACAUCACAUCUUCAAACACAUUGCCAAAUGAGAUAGCUGGACUGUCACCAACAUUUACUGGACUAGAGGUUUCAGGGCAAUACGAGACCGAGACAUCUUCAGAAACAGUGACAGCAGCAGCAUUAAGUGCUAUAUCGCCGUCAUUUUCUGAACUUAACACUUCCGAUCAACACAUCACAUCUUCAAACACAUUGGCAUCGGAGAUAGGCGUAAUCUCACGAUUAUUUACACGACUAGAGAUUUCAAAACAACACGAGAAUUCCUCAGAAACAGAAUUAAGCGCGAUACCACCGUCAUUUACUGAACAGCUUAAAACUUCCGAACAACACAUAGCAUCUUCAAACACAUUGCCAACAGAGAGAAUAGUGCUCUCACCAACAUUUACUGGACUAGAGAGUUCAGAACAAGAGAAGACAUAUCCAGAAGUAUUGAUAAAAGAUAUUAGCGAGUUGUCGCCAUCAUUUUUUGGACUUAAUGCUUCAAAGCAAAGCCAGCAUGCAACAAUUUCGGACACAAUGGCAGCAGAAAAAAGUGAACUUUCAUUUACUCGAUCAAAUCUUUUAGUACAAUACAUGACAUCUACAUCUACAGAACUACUGACAACAGCAGUAAGCAAGCUCUCGCUACCAGUAACCGGACAAGAUAUUUCAAAACACCAUAAAACAUCUUCAGAGGAAUUGACAACAGAAAUAAUUGACCUCUGGCCAGCACAUACUGGGCUGAAGGUUUCAGAACAACGAAAAUAUAAAACAUCUUCAAAACCAGAUAAAAAUGAGUUAUCGCUAUCAUUCACCAAUUUUCAGAUCUUAAAUCAAAGUCAACGUAAAACAUCUUCAGAAAUAUUGACAGAGAAAAGCGAGCUAUUUUCGUCAUUUUCCGAAUUAAAGAUUUCAGGACAAAACAAUUCACCUUCAAACACAAUGACAGCAAAGAUAAGAGACCACUCGCCAGUAUUUGCCGGAUUUGAUGAUUCAGAACGACACAAAAUACAUUCAAGCACAUUGAUAACAGAAAUAAACGAGCAUAUGCCAACAUUUACCGGACUAAAAAUUUUAGAACAGCACAAGGCAUCUUCAAGAACAGUGACUUCAGAAAGAAAUGAGAUCUUGCCAUCAUUAACCAGAUUAAAGAUUUCAGAACAAAAACAAAAUGGAACAUCUUUAGAAACAUUCACAGCAGAUGUAAGUGAGCUACCGUCGACAGAAAUAUUGGAAUUGUUAUCAUCAUAUUCAGAUAUUUUGUCAUCGGUGAUGACUUCAAAAUUUGUAUCACAAACAACACCGCCAUCAGCUGAUCUGAGUUUAAAUUCAAUUAGUCCGUCCAAAACGUCAGUAGAAACUUUUUCAGGAAAUAUACCUCAAAUUUCAUCUAGCAUAAUUACAUCAGUAAAUGGUUCUUUGAUAUCAGAUAUACGCCAAAAUUCUUCAUUUUAUGAACUGCUUGCCUCUGAGUCAUCAGUUCUUUCAAAUACAUUAUCUUCGCUGACCAAAAUGCUAGAAGUUCCUUAUACAGAGACACUGAUUUCAUCACCAUCAUCUUUACCAUCAUAUCCGAAAAACCAAGUACCGAUUACUGAGACAAUAAAUAUUUCACAACUCUUUAAAGGGACAUUAUCUGUAUAUCAUACAUCAUCUGAUGUUUUGUCUACACUAAAGCCGAACCUCAAUACUACUGAAACAUAUCCGUACUUGAUAUUGUUCUCUGAUGAAAUAACUUCAAAGACACACAAAAUACCGUUGCCUAGUGAAACAAAUUUAAUAGAAUCAGUUUCACAUAACUCAUCUUUUACUGGCACGCUUAAAUCAGCAAAUUGUAAUUUGAUAGCAUCGUCUGUCAAGAUGAAGUCUACAAGUACUACCUCAAUACAACCAACAGUUACAGAGACUCUUGAAAAAUUACCGGAGAAGUUGUUUACAAAUACAUUAUCGUUGAAGACAUCAUUGUUAACUUCUUUGGAGACAUUAUUCAUAAAAGAAAUAUCAUCAUCUCCGUCAUUAACGGAAGUGUCUACUUUUGCGACAUACGAGUCAACAUUAAGUGAAGCCGCAAACAUAGGAACAAAAUCAUUACAGCCGUCAUUGAACCGACUAUUUUCUACAGAAAAAUUUAACAAAUCACCACUACAGGAGUCACAUUUUUCUGCUGGAACAAAACAGUUGUCGUCAGUGAAAGAAACAAAAGAUAAUUCACUAAUACCUUCAUAUAUAAGAAUAUCAUCUGCGUUAACGUCAUUCAACGAAAUGUCAAGAACUGAUAUCGCAGUAUCGCAGUUGUCGUUACAUACUGAAAAUGUGUUGAUAGACAUUACACCACUUUCUUCAUCUAGUAAAGAUGUUCAUAUUUCAGAGACACUUACUUUGUCAACAUUAUUAACUGGAACAUUAUCCACUUACAUGACAAUGGUAACACACUUACCAUUACCCAUCGAGGCAUCCAUGGCAGAAAUAGUAUCUUAUUUAGAAAUAAUAGAUGUGUCAUCAAUUUCUAACAACAUAUCUUCUACAAUUACUCCAUCGUUAGCAUCAUCAUAUGCACAACUGAUAGAUUUAGAAACAUCACUGGCACAUUCACUUUCAACAGAUAUUUUUAUCAACAAAAGUACAAUCCAGUCAUCAUCGACAUUGAAAAAUCUGACCUCGGGUAAUUCAAGUAAACCAUUACUUUCUUUGGUUAGAACCUUUGAGGAACUACAUGUAUGCCCAUCGUCUACAGAAGAACUGAUGUUUGAUUCAUCAAGAUCUUUCUCUGAAUCAAGUCUUCUUAGGUUUUCGCAAUUAUCUGCUACGUGGCUGUCACCAGAAAUGCAUUCAUCGUCAUACAAUACCGAUACAUUAACUUCCAAGAAGCCGCAUGAGUCUCCAUCCUUAUCACAAUCACUGCAGGAUGUAUCGUCGCCAUUGCCUCCUAUAUCAACCCGAGCUUUAAAGACACUAAACAUACCAUCAUUACAAUCUGAUAUUUUAUCCUCAUUAUCUACAGAAACAUUACAUUUGCAGUCGCCUUUCAACCAAGCUUCAGAUUUGGAGGAAAUAAAUGGGCCAGUUUCCUCACUACCAUCUGCGACAUCGACCGCCCACACAGAAACAGCAUAUCGAAAAUCGUCAUGGACUGACAUAUUAAGUUCAGAGGCGAUGCAAAGACGAUUGACUACAACUGUGUCGAAGUCACAUACCGGAACAGUUUUACCAUCUACUGCCGCCUACUUAACAAAAUUUUCUACCUCCAUUGAUAUUCACCCAACGCCGACCCUUAAAACAUCGUCCAUCGCGCCAUCCAGUACGGAGGUAUUCAAAAUUUCAACAGACAGAAUUAAGGUCGAGACACUGACAUCUAACUUGUUCCCGAGGUUAGAGCCAUCAAGCAAGUAUUCUAUAUCUCCUGAUAUAAUGACAUCUACAGAGAUAUCUACACUAAACUUAGAUAAAAUGGCCAUAAAGAAGAUGUCCAUAGAUGCUGAAAGUGUUCAAUUAUCGUCAAUAUUAAUGUCAGUUCACGCCGCAAGAUCAUUUACUGAUCCAUUAGCAUCUAGUGUGACGACAGCAACAACAACAAAUGUGUAUUUUAUCGAGAUUGAAACAUCAGAAUUGUCUACACAUGCUAAAACAUUAUCUUCAUUAUCUACAUCAUGCAGCUCACCUAUAUCUAGUUCUACAGAUGAAAUAUAUGCUUUCUUUUCGUCUAAAGAAAGCUUGUCGAAAAGUAAAAUGCAUUUGUUUGGAACACUGUCAAUUUUACGGUCUUCAUUUAUAUCAACGACGGAUACAACUCCACUCUCUUUGCCAACAAGAUAUAUAUUUUCUUUUGAUUCGUCCGCUGCAAAACAGUCAUCAGGUACGGCAUCAGCACCUUCCUUAACAACUAUAGACGGACCUCUGUUUACAAACUUGUCACCAACGAUGUCAGACACAGGGACUAUGUUGCUAACACCAGCAUCAGCUAUACCAGUACCUACAUUACUAAUGUCUACUGCACUUUCAACACCGGUCUUUGAUGAUUCACCCUUUCUUUCAUCAUCAGAUCAUUUACAACGAACUUUAUCUCCAUUCCUUUUUCCUUCAAGAGAAAUUAAAGACAAGUUUUCAUAUAAUGUAUCAUUAUUGCAAGAUGCAAUAACUCCAACCUCUUCCAAACCUGUCCUAGCACAGGUUUCUUCAUUUACUACACUGAAUGAGUUACCACCGCAAAUGACAUCAUUUACAGAGGAAAAGAAAUCGUUUGCAUCUACCAUGAAAGCUCAAUCGUUAUCUAUGGUUAUAACAGAAAUUCCAAGUAAAAUGUCAGCCAAAUCAACAACUUCGUUAUCAUUGUCUUCAUCUAAACAAACAAAACCAUCAGAAGCAGUGGAAACUGAGACUUUAGUCACCGUAACAAUACCAGUUUCUGCUAAUAUCGGCAUUGUACCAGCAGUGUCAAUGACAACAUUCUUAUCACAAAAGAAGGGAUCCACAAUGUUUGGUUCAAUACCUCCAGCUUCCUCCUAUUCAGAGAAGGAGACAAGUUCAGCAACUUCUUUACUUAAAAUAUCAUUGUCGCCUUUAGCUCCUUUGUCUACGACUGACUCUUCAUCUUCAGUUCUAUCUAACUUGACAUUGUCAUCGGUUCAAUCAUCUACAGUAAAUACUUCUGCAGAGAUAUCAACACGAAUAUUGUUUCCAUCCAUGGACGAUAUGUCAUCUUCGUCUCCAGCUUCAUUGAUGAAAACAGCCACGCUAGAAAGACACGUGUCCUCUCUCACUGAGCGGUGGCAAAUAUCUUCUUCGGUUGAAGGGGGAAUAAUUACUAAACGCCGAUUGUCCACAAAGGGCACAACUUUACCUUCAAGUAAAGUAGUAGCAUUACCUCCACCUGCCUUUGAAACAACUCUGUUGCCCUCAUUUCGAAGUCAGCAAUAUUUCAAGACGCAUACAGUAGAAACAGUGUCUGCAUAUGUAACAGAAAAUCUCCAGUCUGAAAGUGUAACAUCGUUUUCUUCAAUGGUCAGUAAAAGCAGUAUGAAAAGUCGUUUACCACCAGUGUCAACACAUAAACAUACGGCUUCAACACUGUCUGUUACGUUAUCAUCUAUACCAUCCUCCACUUUAACUUCCUCAGGUACGACAUCCCCACCAAAGAUUGGCCCAGAAUCGCUUCUGACCAUCGGCAUCAUUGUAAAACGUACAGUUGACAUUAAAAGCAACGCAAUUAAUGUGAGAAUUAAAGAAGGUCUAAAACGAUGUUAUAACGAGGGUGUCGCAAAAGCUGCCGAGUCCAGUUACAGAAAGAAACGGGCUGACUCUAAUGUAACAGCGGAGGUCAUGAGCAUUAAAAGGAAAGAUACUUCACCCACACAUGUAGAUGUUGAUUUUUAUGUACUUGUGGAUGGAAUUAUUCAACCAUCGACUAAAGUUCUAGCCAUCUUUUCUAGACUAACUGUAGCAGAAACCAGUGCUUACCUAUCGUAUCCGAUGAUAACGCCAGUGAAACUUGUUUCUAAUCCUACAGUAAAGCAGAAACCGGCGGAUGGAGAUGAGUCACAAAUCUCUGUCUCAACGUUGUUUUUCAUUGGGACUCCGCCUGUAUGUGCUGUCGUAGCAACGGUCAUCCUUAUUAUACUCUAUUGCAGAAAGACAGAUCGAACUCUUGAAAAGGUUGGAUCGAAUUUAGAAGAUGCUGAUCUCAAAAUUGACAUAGAGAAAGGUGAAGUGGUGUCUGCGUCUGCCAACAGGAAUAUAAACUUACCUCAGUUCACUUUUGAUCACGGGAAAGGAGACUUGAAUUCUGUUUGGAAACAUAUGACACCAACUUUGCAUAAAAGUCACGAAUUUCAUAUCAGUGAAAUUCCUUUUAAAAGGUCAGUGUCAGAAAAUUGCUCUGCCACACGACGCCUUGAAAGGUUACGUAAACUUGGUUUUCAUGUCUCUGAAAUCAGAAAGUCUGAAAAGCAAACUAAAGAAACAUUUACUGAUGCACAUGUGAUUCCUCGAUCAGAUCAUGAAGAUAAUUCGGAUACAUAUAACGAAUUUAGUGUAAUGAAUAACUUAGAUAAACCAACAAACCAAAGUCAUGUCUUCUGUCAAGCAGAACUGAAAAGCGAACCAAGAGCAAAUAGUAAUACUAAAGAAACGCGAAAUAAAUCCAGUGCUUAUCAUAACGAUGUGUUACAUGAUGUAAAUAUGUUGGUAGCAAAAAAUAGAGACAAUAGGCCGAGUCCGUUGCGUUUUGAUGCGAAUAUAAAACCAGCACAUCAGUCUCUUUCAAAUAUUAGCAAAAUAAUAGAUAGUUUAGCAUAUCAUUCAAGUCAUUCAGAUAAAGAAAGUGGUCAAAAUGUUGAAUCAAAUCGUUCGGUAAGGUUUAAAGACGGCUGUCCACAUAGAAGAAAAAAGAAACUAAAACGACGUAAGAAAGAGAAACAUUAUUAUUGUGCCAGCUCGAAAUCAAGAGAGCUGAAAAAUAAUUUGAACGAAUCAAUACGAAAUGAAACACAGCUUUUUAGACCAAGAGUACCAAGUAUACCGGUGGAAGGGUACUGUAAUAAAAUUAUGUAUGAACCUUUCUAUUUUUCAUUAACCCUUAGUAAAAAUCCUGAACCUGUUAACAAUUUCAUUGAGGGAGACCUAGAAGACGAAGUCUUUUUGACUAACAAUAUUCCACUUCCAGAUCUCAGCGAAAAGCACAAUCAUGCAUCUGAAUCGAAUACCAUUUCAGCCUUUCAGGAAAAAAAUCCUAAUUUUGCUGCCAAAGAAACUAAACAAAAACAUAUCAAACAAAAGACAAAAUAUAAAUAUUCUGGAAAUAAGAAAAGUAUCAACUCCAGACAUAAAUGUGAUAUAAUUAGAACAUGUGAUGUAAACAGUGUCGGCUCUGUUGGAGUCCAAAAUUAUAACCUGGAUCACUUUCAACAACAAACUAGUUCCGACGUUCGAAAAUCUUUGCUUCGGAAUUAUCUCAGACACUGGUCAGACGAUCCGUUUUACUUGAAAACAUGCUGUGAUAAUUUUACUGACGGAAGUGAGUACGCUGGACACGAGUUUGAGUCUCUGAACUUCAACAGAGAGUACACCGGCACAGAGAGAGAUCAACCUAGUGGUGGCCUACAUCUUUCUGAAGACACAUCACAAGACAGCAAUAUGGCUGAAGGGGUUGUUGGACCAUUUCCUGGAGUGUAUGAGCAUGUAACCAAGAUGGGUAGAGUCGGCAAGGGUCACCAAGAUUCAUCCUCGGGAAAAAAUAAUGGUCCUCAGUUCCGUAAAUUACCAUUCCAAGAUCAGACCAUUGUCAUUCCAGCACCAAAGAGAUCAACGCCAGUGCCUUCAAUAUCCCCAAGGGAAAGUGACAAAGUUAUCAUGAGAGAUGAACUAGUUGAUGACAGCUUUCGGGACGUACCGGACCUGAAUAUAAGCAUUGCACCAGAAAGACCGAAAUCCAAACCUGCCCCAUAUGUUGAGAUGAAGCUGGGUCGUAACAUGCGGGCUGCGCCCAAAGGCACUAUAGCCUCUAGAAUCCCUGCUUCAGAUGUUAACCCACAGCUAGAUGCUACCGAACCUUUGCUACAUAACCAUUCCUUGUCUUCUAACGAUAUUGCUGAAUACUAUGCUAACACUCACUCAGCCCUGCGCCCACAGACACAGGGGUCAGGCAUUGCCUCAAGACAGUACCCAGCUCGCUCGAUUACAAGUCCGCAGCAUCCCUCUCAGGAUCUUAUAGAAACAUUAAACAGGAAUAAUCUUACAAGUCUAACUCAAGAAACUCGUCUUGUCGAAGAUGAGCAGAGAAAGGCAGCAGAACGUCAAGAACAACUUGAAGAUGAGAGAAAGCAAAGAGAAGAAGAAGAAACUAAAGUAAAAUUUGUACAGGAAAGACAAGCUCAACAAGAUCGUGAAACAAAAGAUCUGUUGCUGAAUGACUCUUUUGCAUUAACAAGUCAGCCUGCAAUUGUUACAACAGCAGCCGAUAUCACUUCUCCGCCACUUCCGGUAGAUCUUUACGGUUCAUACAGAAUGAAAGAAAACUAUUUUGUUGAACCAAAAUCGUCAGAACAAGUUUCCACCCAGCCAUUUACACCACAGAAUUCAACAGUUUUCAGUCAGAAUGGAGAAACUACAGAAACCACUACAAGUCUCAGGGGAACUAACUCUGGGUUUACAGUGCCAAAAUCUGUCUCUGUAGAGAAACAAGAAACUGUUGAUGAUGUAGAGGAUAUUGAGGAGGACAUACAUGUUGAAGGCAAUGACAGUGAUGAUGGUAAAAUCAGUGAUGAAGACUUCAACUUUUAAGGUCCUUUCAUAUGAAGAAAAACAAGAAUAAAGUGAAACUAUUUAUGUGCAUUCAAAUAAACAUGGUAUACAAUAGUUCUGGAAUUCAUUGUAACAGUGAGAUUUAUUGGGGUAAUGUUUCAUAAAUGGGUAAAAUCAGAUAUGAUGCAAAAUGUGUUGAAUCUUAAGAAAUUGAUGAUAAGAAAUCUGGUUUAGCUCACUUGAAAUCAACUUUGUUUAAGAUUUUGCCAAAUUGUUGUGUUAAAUAAAAGAGUUGAAGUCUAACUUUACUUUGAAGAUUAACCAACAAAAUAGCAAUAAUUUUUGAGAACAGAUUAUCAUAAAGCUGAUUUUUACAGUUGAGAUGAAAGAAAAUUCAGAAGCAAUUCAUACAGUUAUCUGCAAAGACCAUCCUCGAAAAAUGAAAUACUGUGAAAUCAUUUAAUUUGGUUGGCCUGACAUUUUGUGGUUUUGUCAAAAACUGCAAUUUUGUUUGGACAUUAAUUUGUGGGUUGCAAUUUUUGAAGAGAAAAUGAAUGGGAAGUUGACUUGUGCAUUUUAGAUUUUAUUUUGGAGGUUUAUUCAGCAAUAAAAUCCAUAGAAAAUUAGCCCCCUACAACUAUAAAUGGUUUCACUGUUGCAGGUGGUGUUUUAUAUGACAGGAGGUAAAAUUGUACUAUUAGUUAAAAAUAGGAUUCCUAAAAGGUGUAAUUUCAGGACAGGUUAUAAUAGUUGUAGUUAUAAUUCAGAGAUGGUCCUUGGUACAGGUAUUACUCAAAACUUGCAUUUUGGUGUUAAAUGAUAUGCAUCUGGAAUCAGUGAAAUUUGACAUCAUCUAAUUUCUGAAAUCCAUAUAAAAAUGUUAAUUGUGUACAUACUUUAAGAAGCAUUGCAAUGUAUAACAAGCCUUUUGGCUGUGUCUAAGAAUGGAUACAAUAUAUGUAUGGAUUUUUUAGGACUAAUACAGACUAAUUUGUGUGAAAGUAGUGGUUCUGUGAUGACUAUUUCUGUCAAAUUAUGUAUUUGUCCUCAGUGACUUCAGCAGUUUUUGACAGUACAAGCACUUAAAUUUCCGUACAUGUCAGAAAUUGCCAAAUUGUUGAUUAUCAUUACAAGUCCACUGCCUUAAAAAAAGUACAUUUUUUUAACUUAACUUUUAAACAACAGCAACUCUGUAAGUGAGUGAUUUUGAAGAGUAUUAUUGCAGUAUCACAAAGGUUGAUAUUUCAGGAAUUUAUUGAUAUUAGUACAGCCAAAUUCCCAAUAUUUUAUGUCUCAUUUUACUACUAUACAUGUAAGAAAAAGUGGAGAGCUUUUCUUCAUAUUAUACAGAAAAGAUGAAGGUUUAGCAGUAUAUCACAAAACAACAGAUUUUUUAGUAAAUGAACAGCAUCUUGACAAACAACUUAUCUGUCCAGUACAUGUUUUACUGUUCUUUCCCACAGAGUUGGAUACUUAAAAUAUUAGUAUUGAGUUGUCCCCCUUUAAAUAAGAAUACCAUUUGUAAAGAAAUAAAUGUAAACAAUUGUCAAAACCGAUUUUUACCUGGUUGUGUAAAGUUUAAACACUCGCACGAUGUUGCAAAUGCAUCAAAACGAAGACAUGUAACAGCUUUCAUAAAAUGGUGAGUUUUUAAAACCACUGGACUGUCCAGAAGUGUGGCCCCUUCAUGCAGCCCCUUUCCAGAAUUCAAUACAUAUAUAAGUAAAUUGACAAUGGUUUUGUAGAGUAAUAUUAAUGUUUUAUACGCUGUUAAAUUUUCAUGUAAAACAAUGUAUUCUUUCUAUGAUUUGAUGACGUUCGAACUUUUUUCUUCGAAGUAUGGACCUAUACCUGAAUGUUUUUUUUUCAUAAAUACUGACUGCCAAGAACUCAACAGAUCACUAUGGUUACACUUCUUAAAUGCUAAAAUUAGAAAUAACUUUCUCAUUUUGGACACACCAACAUACUGUAAAAUCAUUUAAUUUCUUUGGUACAAAAUUUCAUGGUUUGUGCUAAAAUGACUUUUUUGAUUGACAUGUAUUUGUGGAUUUCAAUUUUUGAACAUAAGAUGUGUGGGAAUUUUACUGGUUUGAAUUUAAUUUCAUGUGUUGAUCCAACUACAUAAUUCAUGAAAAUUAGUCCCUCGUGAAUAUUAAUGAUUUCCCAGUAAAUCUGAGGGCAAAUCUGUUUAAAAGAAUGGAAAUCUUACUUAGUUGUGGAAAUUGAGAUCUGUUUAAAAGAAUGGAAAGAUAAUCUUACUUAGGUGUGGAAAUUGAGGUCUGUUUAAAAGAAUGGAAAGAUAUGAUCUUACUUAGUUGUGGAAAUUGAGGCUCCAGUAUUUGUUUUUUUCUUGAAAAUUUGUAAGUGUAACUUAUGGCCAGACUUAGAUCCAGUAAAACUCUGAAUGCUCUAGGUCACAAUGGGAUGAGUGAAAUGCUCAAGUUAUCCGGGGUUUCAAGUGAUCCAAACAUGGUCAGGUAAAGCCUGUAAAAUUGAUGGGGACCAAAUAAAUUGCCGCAGCGAGGCAGAGUUCUUGAGCCUUAUGUGCUCGAAUGUAUAUCAGAAGCCGUAGAAUAGAAAUACAUGUAUCAUUAAAGACAUGAUUAUUUCAUCUCUUAUUUAUAUAGCUUUUUGCUGCACAGUUUUUGUAUUUUUCAAUUUGUAUUACAAUAUUUUAACUGUGAUAUUUUUAGAUUAUUUAUGCAUUGUUUUAGGUCUCGCUAUAAACAGCAUUUCAUUAUGUAUUGUGAUAAUUAUGUAGUUGUGCAUGUUUUGACAAAAAAGCUAGACCUUUUUAUACGCCUGAAGGGACGUAUUAUGUUAUGACGCUGGUGUCCGUCUGUCCGUCCGUCCAUCUGUCCGUUAGCAAUUUCGUGUCUGCUCUAUAACUCUUGAACCCCUUGAAGGAUUUCAAGAAAACUUGACACAAAUGUUCACCACACCAAGACCACGUGCAGAGCGCAUGUUUUGGAUGUCUUGCUUCAAGUUCAAGGUCACACUUAGGAGUCAAAGGUCAUAUCAGUUUGUUUCGUGUCUGCUCUGUAACUCUUGAACCCCUUGAAGGAUUUCAAAGAAACUUGACACAAAUGUUCACCACACCAGGACAACGUGCAGAGCGCAUGUUCCGGACGACUCACUUCAAGGUCAAGGUCACACUUAGGGGUCAAAAGUCAUAUCAGUUUGUUUCGUGUCCGCUCUGUAACUCUUGAACUGCUGGAAGGAUUUCAAAGAAACUUGGCAGAACUGUUCACCACACCAAGACAACGUGCAAAGUGCAUGUUCCGAUGACUUGCUUCAAGUUCAAGGUCACACUUAAGGGUCAAAGGUCAUAUAUGACUUUGCUUUGUGUAUAAUGCUCUGCAUUGCAGUGCUCUUGUUUUUAUUUGGCAGAUCUCUUUUUUGUUCACUUACAAUAAAAAAAAUUUUUUGAAUUACUUCCCUUUUAUGUUACUAUAAAUAGCUUAUUUUGAAACUUUUUUAUUAUUUGCCGUAGGGAAAAACCGAGACCACUUUUCUGUGGUACAACUUGGAUGGUACCUCUAAUUUUUAGGUGUAUUUUUACAUACCUGUGCCUGAUAAGGAUUUUUUUUGUGGACUUUGAAUAUUUUUUGUGGACUUAGAUUUGUUUUUUGAAGUUUUCCUUUUGUUGUUCCACUCCUUUGGGCUACAACAGUCAAGUUCUUUAAAUUUUGCUCCCAUCCUAUGAUGUAAUCCUUUGGGUGUAUAUUGCCCCGCUUGGCGGAGCUCUUGUUUAUCUUUUAGUUUUACAAUUUUAUCUUUUGUUUUUUAUGGGGAUUUGAAAAUGCAUUUCGUAAUGAAAUUUUUAAUUGAUUGCUGUUAUUUUUUCGUAUUUUCAUUUGCAUCUAUUUGUCUUCUCUGAAGGAUCUUUAAAUUACUUUAAUAACAAAAGCAUAAGAAAUUGGUGGGGGUUGGGAGGGAAAUAAAGUGCAACAGAAUUGCCAGAGUUUGUUGUUCAAGGUUAGAGGCACUGACCUCCAGAUCAUGUGACAACACAAAAAAGAAAAUUUUUAGAAUCAGAAAAUUCUUGCUUUAUUACUCAAGAAGGACUUAGUGACUGACAGAUUAUAUGUUAUUGAAAAAUUAGACUUCUCGUUAACAAAAGAUAACAAAAACUUUGGUAUAAUAGAUAGGAUAGCUUUUGAUAUCAGAUAGUUAUAAACUUUUGUCUCUUGUGGAAGAAUUAUUAUGUAUAAUAAAAGGUAGCAAAACUA